This is a messenger RNA of Plasmodium coatneyi, 837 nucleotides long. Its product is annotated as SICA antigen. The transcript is spliced from 2 exons. Bases 1 to 837 code for a protein of 278 amino acids. The record is from RefSeq and is a predicted model, not a curated record. NCBI's taxonomy places the organism in Eukaryota, Apicomplexa, Aconoidasida, Haemosporida, Plasmodiidae.
AUGGACAAAUUGCCCUCAGAUGAUAAAUUUCAAGCAUUGAAGGAAAGGUGGUUUAGGGAAGGUGGCCCUAAUAGGAAAAAAAGAAACUUGGGGGAUUUUGCCAAAACAGUUAAAGACUUGAUUGAUGAAAUGUUGAAAGAAAUGAGUAUGAAGGCUGAAGAGGAUACUGGUAUAGACCUAUGCGACAUGAUAGGGAAAGAAACGCGAAAGGAAAUGACACAAAAGGAAAAGGAAGAGUGUGCGUUCAUUGUAAAUAGUUUGAUGAAAAUGAAGGAAAUGGACAAGGGUAAAUGUAGGAAAGGAGAAAUUGACGAAGAAAUGAAGGCAUAUGUAAGAUGUGCAGUGCUUAAUAUGUGGUUACAUAAAUAUCAAAAUGUGCAUUGCGGAGCAAAUGCUGUUAUAAAAAAUGCAUUUGGCGCAAUGGGGGAAGGGCACAAACCAUUCAGUGGGGAGGGUAUGUGUGAAGAAUGCAGACCCACAUUUAUGGAGCCUAUGAUGAUAAUAAAAGGGGGAAUGCCCAUGUUAAGGUAUAUUCAACUUGCUAUGGACAGAAAUGAAGACAUUAUGCAAAUAAUAAAAAGCAGAGAACCGAAGGGAGAAUGUAAAGGGGAGAAUAAACAUAGUGGAUCGGUAGUAAGUCUCCCGGACAAUAGUACUAUAAUAAGUCUCGUAAGAAGAAUGGCACCAGGGAUGAUGCAAGGACCAAAGGCGGCAAAGACAGCCUCCACAGGACAGCACGAAUUUUUAAUGAAAUUACUGCUAAGUUGGUUAUGGGCAAGGGGUGACGGGUGGAACGAACCAUUACAUGUAAGUUACUUUAAAUAUAAAAGGCUGUAG